AAAAACCUUUUUGUUAUUAUUUCUAUGUUUUCAGCUCUAAAAUGCCCAGUGACAAGCAGGCCGGUUCUAGAACUGAGAUGAAAUGCCUGAACGCUCCUCAAGACGACGACAGCUGCAGCUCCAACAGCAACGACUUUGCGUACUCUGACUGUCUCAAGAAGAAUCCUCUCAGUGUGCAAUACCCAGAUGCAGAUCCAGAGAGUCAAAACUUCCUCUCUGAUCAUAACCCAAGCAAGAAGAAGUAUGAAGCUGAAUAUCAUCAGGGCAGUGCCUCCUUCGGCAUGUCCGUCUUAAACCUGGGCAACGCCAUCAUGGGCAGCGGCAUCCUGGGUCUGUCCUUCGCCAUGGCCAACACCGGCAUCGCCCUGUUUGUGAUUCUCCUGGUUUCCGUUGCCAUUUUCUCCUUGUAUUCUGUCCACUUGUUGUUGAAGACAGCCAAUGAAGCAGGUGCUCUUGUUUAUGAGUCACUGGGUUACAAAGCUUUUGGGAUCCCAGGAAAACUGGCUGCUUCCUGCUCCAUCACCAUGCAGAACAUUGGAGCCAUGUCAAGCUACCUCUUCAUUAUCAAAUACGAACUCCCCAUUGUUAUUCAGUCCCUUACUGGAGCAAAUGAUGGUGAAUGGUACAUCAAUGGAGAUUACCUUGUGAUUCUGGUCUCAAUUAUUGUUAUCUUACCUCUCACACUGCUCAGGAACUUGGGUUACUUUAGUUACACCAGUGGUCUCUCUCUGCUCUGCAUGGUGUUCUUUCUGAUUGUGGUGAUCAUUAAGAAGUUCCAGACGCCAUGCCCUCUGCCUGUUCCUGACACUGGAAAUGAAACCAUUCUUAUGUUCAACAUCCCCCCCCAAAGCGACAACGCUACUACUGAUGAUGAUACUUGCAAGCCUAAAUACUUUGUCUUCAACUCACAGACUGUCUAUGCUAUACCCAUCCUCACUUUUGCCUUCAUGUGCCAUCCUACUAUCCUACCCAUGUAUGAGAAGCUCAAAGACCGCUCACGCCGAAAGAUGCAGAAUGUGGCCAACGUUUCCUUCAUGGCCAUGUUCAUCAUGUACCUGCUGGCUGCCCUCUUUGGAUACCUCACCUUCAACAUCCAUGUGGGACCUGAGCUGCUCCACACCUACUCAAACUACUACAAGGACGAUAUCCUCCUGCUGGUUGUUCGCCUGGCUGUGUUGGCUGCUGUCACACUCACAGUUCCUGUGGUGCUCUUCCCUAUUCGUACCUCAGUCGGCCACCUGCUGUUCCCAGGAAAAGACUUCAGCUGGAUCCGUCACAUUAUCAUCACCCUGAUCCUGCUAGCAGGAACCAACAUUGUGGUCAUCUUUGUUUCCAGCAUCAAAGAUAUUUUUGGCUUUAUUGGUGCCUCUGCUGCUGCAAUGCUGAUCUUCAUCCUGCCCUCAGCUUUCUAUCUCAGACUGGUUAAGAAGGAGUCAUUCAAAUCCAUGCAGAAGAUUGGAGCUACGUUGUUCCUGAUAUUAGGAUUUGUUGUCAUGUUUGGCUGCAUGACUCUUAUCAUCUACGACUGGAUCGUGAACUCUAUGAACGACCAAGGUCACUGAGGCUCCAGCUCUUCUGCUAGCAGAGAGGAACUGAAUUUAUUUUU
Molecule: messenger RNA, 1606 nt
Organism: Poecilia reticulata (guppy)
Lineage: Eukaryota; Metazoa; Chordata; Actinopteri; Cyprinodontiformes; Poeciliidae
Source: RefSeq, a predicted model, not a curated record